Cladophialophora carrionii CBS 160.54 is the source of this 2061-nucleotide messenger RNA. RefSeq lists its product as uncharacterized. NCBI's taxonomy places the organism in Eukaryota, Fungi, Ascomycota, Eurotiomycetes, Chaetothyriales, Herpotrichiellaceae. The coding region runs from base 1 to 2061 and encodes 686 amino acids. The transcript has 7 exons. The record is from RefSeq and is a predicted model, not a curated record.
AUGGACUCGGUGCCCGAACCAGAUCUUGAAAAGGGAGGCACCACUAGUCCCAAAGCCCAUGAGCAUCACCAUCUACCUUUUCACCAUGACCACAGCCACCACAGCCACCGCGGCAGACGCUUCCUGGAGUUUGUGCACCCCCACACCGGCAAGACGUUGGUUGUCUGCCAGAGUCCGGAGCAACUCGAACGCAGAAGGACCGAGCUGCUGCAGGAGAAGUCUGACCACGAGUUCGACGUGAUUCUGCAAGGCUCAGCCCAGCAUAUCGAGGCAAUCCGCGACCUGCACGCACACCACGAAGCCAAGAGAGACCAGCUGAGGGAGCAACAUGGCGAUCUGUAUGCCGAUAUCGAACAUGUCAAGUCUGAGUUGGACGCUCUAGCUGCCGAGAUCCAUCACGUUACAGCGCAUGCCGUGUCUCUUGACGCCUCGUUCGAUCGUUAUGGUUACUCUGCACAUCUCAGGACGACGGAUGACGAUUCGGAAAAGUCAUCUAUACAUAGCGAUCAUCCCUCGGCACAGGACAAGCACAAAGAUCGCUCGGUCGAAGCUAUCCAGUUCUUUAGACGCCCUACGGUCCGCCAGUACUUUCACAAAGGCCUCUUGUGGAGGUCUUCGAGAGCCGGAGAAGUUGGAAGUUUCGAACUGUUCGUGGAUCUCGUCUACGUCGGCGUCAUCGACAUAGUGGGAGAGAAAGCUGCCGAGCACCCUGAUGGCCUGUCCUUGCUCCAAUUCGUCAUCAUCUUUUGUAUCGCUUGGAAGAUCUGGGCCGAUCUGACCAUGUGGAUCAACUACUUCGAAAUGGACGAUAUUUUUCAGAGGAUAUGUGUCAUCUUCUACCUGAUCUGCUUGUUUGGAUUCACCACAAACAUUUUUUAUGCCUUUGACUCGACCUAUACGUCCUGCAUUGCCUUCUAUGUCACCCAGAGAUUGUUCGCGGCAACCUGGUUUGCGGCCGUGGCUCUAAUUCUCCGCCAGGUCAGAGGUGCCAUGAUGAUGACUGCCAUCAUCAAUGUUGUUACUGCUGCCGUUUGGAUUGCAAGCAUCCAUGUAGCGUGGCCCAGUCAACUGGCUCCGAUCGUCGUUGCCAUAUUCAUUGACCUGUUCGGGAAUGUUCUAUUGAUCGGGACAAUGAAAGCAGCGGCCAAGAACAGGUUACCGGACGUAAUUGCGCGGGCGUUCGAGUUCUUCCCUGCCAUCAACAUUGAACACCGGGUGGAACGAAACAAUGCAUUUGUGUCGCUGGUGUUCGGCUAUUCUAUUCUCACCAUCUUGUUCCAGUCGAGAGCUUCGUUCGGCAUCAACGCAUUCUUUGGAAAGGGUGUCCUUGGCCUGAUUCAGGCAUUCAUGUUCAACUGGAUCUACUUCGAGAUCGACGCGUAUCACGUCCACGUCCAUGCGAUUCGGAGACACUGGCUUUCUGCUUCCGCCUGGGUUACCGCGCAUCUACCGUUCAUCAUGGGUUACGUCCUUGCUGCAUCGACACUUUCGCGGCUGGUCUUGGCCCACGACUGCCCCGAUGCAGACGCUCACGAUCUCGGAGAGCACUACGAGGAAAGCAGUGAGGCCGAAGUCUCCCACGGCCUUCGAUGGUUCUACUGUGGUGGACUCGGGAUUGCCUUGAUAUCUAUGGCCUUGAUUUCGUUCUGUCACAUCCACAAACGACUGGAAAAAGCUCGUCUUCGGAAACGGCCUCGACUGAUCGUUCGGCUGUGCGUGGCCGCCAUCAUCAUUUGUCUGCCCACUGCCGAGUCGCUAAAUUCUCUCCACCUCAUCUCGAUCACGACGGCCCUUGUAUUCGUCGUGCUGUGUCUGGAUCUGUACGGCAUGUCUUGUGAUGGGGAUCGCUUCUUCAGUGGCGGUUGGUGCGAGGAGUCCAAGAAGAACUGUACCUACAGCGCCAAGUGCAAGCUGGGUCGGAGACGGCGGCAAGAGCUAGAAGAAGCUCUUCGAAAGGGCCAGAAGGUCUCCCUGACCGAUCUACUCAAGAGGCAUUCAAGCAUGAGUAGUCUGGAGAGCCAAGACAGCCGAGAUGAAGAGUGGCAUGGAGGACACUACUGA